AUGAGCGGGGCGGCGGCGGCCAAGAGCGAGAAGCUGGACGAGGCUCAGGCGCUGGCCCGCAGCUGCGCGGGCAGACCCGACUUCCAGCCGUGCGACGGGCUCUCGCUCUGCGCCACGCACAGCCACGGCCGCUGCUUCCGCCUGCACUGGUGCUGCCACCUGGGAUGGUGCCACUGUAAAUAUGUCUACCAGCCCAUGACGCCCGUGGAGCAGCUUCCCAGCACCGAAAUACCCGUCCGCCCUCGGGAGUCUCCGAACACAAUCCAGAUCUCCGUCUCGCUCACCGAACACUUCCUCAAGUUCGCUCCCGUCUUCCAGCCCCCGCUGCCCCCCGACUCCCCGCAGUUCUGCACCAUCGCAGACCUCUUCAUUGACAAUUACCGCGUGAAAUGCAUCAACGGGAAGAUGUGCUAUGUGCAGAGGCAGCCUCCCCCCGUGCCCCACAAGACAAAGCCCGAGGAAGUCUCUGUUCGCAAUGCCUUAAUCACAAAAGAGAGCAAUACACCAAAAACAGAUCACUGCUCGUCCCCUUCCAGCUCUGAGGACUCCGGGAUCAAUGCGGUGGGGGUUCACUACAUGGAGUCGUGCGAUGAGGACACGGAGGGGGUGGCCGAGCUGAGCUCAGAAGAAGACUACAGCCCAGAUAGCAGCUGGGAACCAGAUGAGUGCCCGCUCUUGUCACCCUCGCAGUGUGAAAUGGAAGUGAUUGAGACUAUAGAAACCACCGUGUGAUCCGACGAGUUGGUGUCAGAUCAGUCCAGUUCCCACUCAGUAACGUUGCUUUUGUAGUCUUUAUAUUUUGUUUUUUUUCUGACAAUCCCUUUUUUCCAGUGCACUUGAUAUUUCGGAUUCCUCAUGGGAGCGCGGCCACGGGACUUGCAUAUUGGUGAAACAGCAGCAGCCUGAGCAAUUUUAACGUGUUCUCAGCCUGAUCAGAUCUCCCACGUCUGCACGUAAGGUAGUGAUAAAUCUUAAGACUUUUAUAGCUGGAAAAAGGCCUUUUUCUUGGUCUGGGUUACAUCAUAACGCUACUUCUCAUACGAGGAUGUGCCACUCAGCAUGUUUUCAGCACUCGGGAUGUUUGCUGGGGGCCUUCAAAGCACAGAGGGUGAGCUGGUGCAGCACGCCUGUGAGCAGCAAAACCAAGUUGUCCUUAUUUCUUACAAAGAACUAUGCGAAGCGCAGCGACAAGAGGCUUUUUCUGUCUCUGGCCUUCCGCGUGGUCCAUGCUUUUUUCUAGUGCUGGCGUGACCCUUCUCGAAUGCUGUUGGUACCACUCUUCCAGUGGGUUGGUAUGGCAGGCAAGAGAACGCACAAAGUGCCUCCAACUUCUCCAGGCUAUGCACCGAGCAUCUGCUGAGUUAGGUCCGGCUCUGAAAUCUCCUGGGAGGGCAGCUGUUGCUCCUGAGGGUCAUCCGUUGCCCGGGUCCAGCCGCUCCUUCCUCUGCAUGGAUCUUUGGAAGGGGAUCUGGCUUUUGCAGCUCAGCAGGAGGGGGAGCAGGCAGGGAGGAAGCGCGGCAGUACCAAUACCAAUCUAGACUGGGGUGUAAAGCAAAGGCGAAGGGCAGUGACUACCUCCAAACAUGCAAAACCCACCCCUAGCUUUGCCCGCUGCUUCCUCCCGCGCCGCGCUGGUUGUGCCCAGAUACGUGCACUCAGGACCAAACGGCCUCAGGGCCCGCAUUUGCCUGAAGAAAAACAAAGAUUAAAAACAAAACAUUUGAGCCACACCACUGUGCUGGCAGAGCUCGGGGACGGCGUGGAGGUGCCCGUGCGAGGAAGCCCGUGCACUUGGCAGUGCUGGUCACGGUACCGCCUGGGGUCAUCCUAGCUGGGCCAGGAGGCUUCGGCUCACUCAGUUCAAGAGCAGGUUUUCAAUAGAGCUCUCCUCAAGCAGCCGUUCUGCUGGAGGGCUGGUUUCAGCCCCCCGGAUGAGACACAAACGUCUUUCUCGGAAGAUUUCAGUCAGCUUGAGUCAGUUGGAGUCAGUAAUGACUGUUUUGCAGCAGCGUUACUGAACUGCUUUGUGUGUUUGCAGUUUACGUUUCACAAGUCACUGGUGAAUAUAAGGCUGUAUAAACAUGUACAGUUUAGUGAUUGAUACUAGAUAUAGUCGGUGUCAUAGGGUGGCUCAUCUCUCACUGUAUCCUGACAAUGUAUGACUAAUUUUAUACACUUUGUAAUCAGUAUCGUUAGGAAACGUUUAGGCAACAGUGUGUGUCUGUGCACAUGCGCGUGUGCUAGGAGUUUACCAUAAAUGGUUAUAAAGUAAUACUGUACUUUUUAGACUAACACUUUCGGACAAAAAUAAUAGGUUUUAUAGUUUUGAUGACUUCUAUAAAAAGUGCAAUGCUUGUUAAACGAGGAACUUGGGCCAUUGCAUGGACGGAUGCGUUCUCCCAAGGCACUUACAAAGCAUUCUGUUUUUCUGAGGGCAUUUAAGCAAAGGCUGUAGUAGGACUAAGUAGGUUUUAUUUAUUUUUUAAGGGCAGGGUUGUCCUUUCUGGCUAACUAAGGUUUCUAAUAACGUUUUAGCGUCCUUUGACCACCGAGGCACAUUUCAUAAGGUAGAAGAAAGCAUUAUAUAUAAACUUACAACAUUUAUUCAUAUUUAAUCUCUCACUUGUAAUCUGAGUGGAGAGCUGCAGAUGCUCACUGGUGUCUGAGCUUCCUGCCCAAGGGAGGCUCUUCCUGGAGCCACAUCCCAGCAGCAGCAAGGCUGUUUCUGAGGCCGGGAGCUCCUUGCCCUCUGUAGGCACCAAGCACAGGCAGGGGCUCCAGGAUCCUUGGUACUGAGCAGAGCACACCUCGCUCUGCAGGCAGGAGGGCACCUGUUGCGUGUGCGAGGAAAUGGAGUUGGCCAUUGGUGACCAAGGCUUCCCAUAAGAUCCUGUGGUCUCGCAGUUUCAUAUCACUGUCGUCAGGAUACAUUAACUGUAAGUAAUUAGCAAUAUUCACAAGCUGUGAGUGUCUCCUACCCAGGAUUUGUUCAGAUGUCAAGCACAAUAAGCUGCCUUUCUUCUGUGGUGAAGCAUGAGAGGAGCAGCCUGGUGUGGGACAGGGCUAUAGUUGUGGAGGUGUUCCAGCAGCCAGCAUGGUGGCAGGGUUCUCACUGUGCUCCAUCACACCCCAGUUCAGAAACACUCCACAGAAACGUGGUUUCUUUUGUUUGCACAAACACUGCGCGGUCGUGUUGUAAGAGAUGCCCUGAGCCAGUAGCUCCACUCUGCCAGGGAGAGGCGUGUAUAUUUCUUCUUUAAUAAAAUACUCAACAGCUGAA
Messenger RNA from Lagopus leucura (white-tailed ptarmigan), 3280 nucleotides. It is a transcript of the gene CUNH3orf70, whose product is annotated as chromosome unknown C3orf70 homolog. The record is from RefSeq and is a predicted model, not a curated record. NCBI's taxonomy places the organism in Eukaryota, Metazoa, Chordata, Aves, Galliformes, Phasianidae. The transcript is spliced from 2 exons. Bases 1 to 732 code for a protein of 243 amino acids.